AUGAAUCCAUCAAUUUACACUUGUAGUAGCUUGGUGUCCCUAAGGUUUGAGGGAAUGAGCUUACCUAAUCCUGAGCGUGUUUUGUUACCUUCUCUCAAAGAGAUUGUUUUAAUUGUCGUUGAGUACACCAACCAAUGGGCAUUAGAGAAGUUAAUCUCACAAUGUCCAGUUCUUGAAAACGAAACUAGUGAAAAUUACUAUAUGGUUGACCUUACUGUUAAUGCCAGACCUUUGAAUCUGUUAUCAUCUCUAGAGUAUGUUGACAUAGAAAGGCCAUUCAAAGGGGAGGCGUUGGAGAUGGCACUAGUGGGUUACUUACUCGAGCACUCACCAAACCUCAAGAAACUAUCAUUAAGUUUGCAUGAUUCACUAAAGAAAGGAGAAUCUGUCGACAAGCUAAUAUUAAGCUUGGAUGAUGCCCCAAAGAAAGAAGAACCUGACAUCUUCAUAGAACUAC
This is a messenger RNA of Eruca vesicaria subsp. sativa (arugula), 457 nucleotides long. The record is from the annotation of a GenBank genome assembly. NCBI's taxonomy places the organism in Eukaryota, Viridiplantae, Streptophyta, Magnoliopsida, Brassicales, Brassicaceae.